AUGCAGUUUUGUCUAUUAACCAUCUCUCUCUCUCUCCGUCUCUCCUCAGAUCCAGUAGAUGUGUUGCGGAUGCUGCAGCUGCCCUCUCUCCCCGAGGGGGUGCGGAAGGUUCCAGGCUUCUGCACCUCCCGCCGUGCCGGCUCUGGUGACCAUGCCUACCGCAUCACCAAGAAGGCCCAGAUCUCUGCCCCCACCAAUCAACUCUUCUCAGGUACAGUACCUCUAUAUCCAUGUCUAACUAGGGUCGUGUUCAUUAGGCAGCAAAUGGAAGAAAGCAGACUCAAACAGGGAGGGACUACCUGGACUUUCCUAAUAAGAAACAUUCAUUUUUGUUUUCUGUUGCAAAACGUUUUAAAAUGUCUUCCAUUGAGUGCCCUAAUGAACACGACCCAGGCCUCAACUGGACUGAAGCUACAACAUACCUCAUCUCUCAGAUUGACUUGGAAAGAUGUGGUCGACAUUACCUGUAAAUGGGAUGGAUUGCUGAAACAAUGGACACAGACUGGGGCAUACAAUGUAUGCCACGUGCAUUCUGUGAAUGUAUUUUUGUAAUGUGUCGUGAUUGCUAUUUUUGUUCCUAUCAUUGUUUUUAGUUUUUAAUGUUUAUUUUCAUCUUACAAUUACCAUAAGGAGGAUAGUUGGGCCAUAACUUUGCAGCUUUAGUGUUACAUUGCUUUUGCGUUAGGCAUAUCAUUAUUUCGUGCAAGAGCAUGUGAAAUUGAAAUGGCUUUGGAAUAGCCUAAACAAAUGAAGAGCCAACUAACUACCGUCUGAGACCCUGAAGCGCACUAGGAUAGUAAGUAGCACUUAUGUGGUUGAAAGCUCAUUUUCUUAGUCUGGGUUUUUGAUUUUUCUACACCUACCUCUUAUGUCUGUUCACACUUCAAUCCUUCAAACCCUCACCCUUUAAAUUCCAAUAAAAUGUGCAGCUGUCUGCUCUUAGACACCCCUAACUCUAAUUUGUCAUCAAUCGUCUACCCCGCUACUGUGUCUAAUAUCCUUCCUCUCUCCUCUCUUCUUUCUUCCCCCAAUGCCUCCCUCUCUCCUUUCUUCCUUCUUCCCCAAUGCCUCCCUCUCUCCUCUCUUCUUUCUUCCCUCAAUGCCUCCCUCUCUCCUCUCUUCUUUCUUCCCCCAAUUCCUCCCUCUCUCCUCUCUUCUUUCUUCCCCCAAUGCCUCCCUCUCUCCUCUCUUCCUUCUUCCCCCAAUUCCUCCUUCUCUCCUCUCUUCCUUCUUCCCCCAAUGCCUCCCUCUCUCCUCUCCUCUUCUUCCCUUCAUGCCUCCUCUUCCAACCCUCUCCUCCAGGUCGUUUCCCGGAGAAUUUCUCCAUCAUGGCCCUGGUCAAGGCCCAUGCGGGCCUCCAGGCCUUCCUGUUGUCCAUCUACAGUGAGCAGGGUGUCCAGCAGCUGGGUGUGGAGCUGGGACGUUCCCCCGUCUUCCUGUACGAGGACCAGACCGGCAAGCCCGCCCCCGAGGACUACCCCCUCUUCAGCGGCGUCAACCUGGCCGACGGCAAGUCAGUAACAACACGUCCCGCGGCUCUGUGUGUGUGUGUGUGUGUCUGUGUCAGUGUUUGCAUGUGUACUGGGUUUGAUGGACUGGGGUUUUCAGUGUUUGCAUGUGUACUGGGUUUGAUGGACUGGGGUUUUCAGUGUUUGCAUGUGUACUGGGUUUGAUGGACUAGGGUUUUCAGUAUUUGCAUGCAUGGUUGUUUUUAUUUUAUGCAACUGUAUUAUAUCAUAUGAAUAUCUUCUUGAUGGGUCAGAUUUUGCAGGGUUGUCAUGAAAUUUGACAAAUUUUGCCUCAGUGUCUCAGAACAGUGGUUUUCAAAUCGCUCCUCAAGGACUCCCAGACGUUUCACAAUUUAGUUGUAGCCGUGAAAUAAGUCACUGAUUCAACCUAUCAAGGGCUUGAUAAUUAGUUGACAAGUUGAAUCUGGUGUGCUAGCUCUGGAAUAGUUCAAACACAUGGAACGGCUGGGGGUACCAGUGGAGAGGUUUGAAAACAGUCUGUUAUAAGUCUUUCUCACACACACACACACACACACACACACACACACACACACACACACACACACACACACACACACACACACACACGUACAACUUACACUGUAUACAUUGGGGUUUCCUUUAAGCAACCCCCUCCAGCACAUUACACAGUUGUGCUUUACCUCCUCCCUGCCUAUAGGUGGCACCGCAUCGCUAUCUCCGUGUCGAAGAAGAACGUCACCCUGCUCCUGGACUGUAAGAAGCGCAUGACCAGGGCCCUGCCCCGCAGCAACAGCCCCGUGGUGGACACCAAGGGCAUCACCAUGUUCGGAGCACGCCUGCUGGACGAGGAGGUCUUCCAGGUCAGAGGUCACACAGUCAGGCACUAGUCACUUGUGCAAUAGAGCUGUACAUGACACUAGUGCCAUAGAGAUAUACCUGUCCCAAUAUUAUUAGACUGCUAUCUUUUCUCAACUCCUCUCCUUCCUGAGCAUUGAUAGAAAGACUGAAUAUGGGUCUAACUUAUUUCUUUGACCUAUCAAGUUCUUAUAGGUUUGUGGUAUCGAAGGAAAAGGGGCUAGGAUUGUGAAGGCUACUGGGACACGGUUGCUGUUAAUACCUGUUGUAGUGGUAGCACUUUUAUUAAGAUGUUCAAUCUGCUUCAGUAAAUAGGCUACCAUGUUAUGUUAUUACCAAGCUGAACCACUCACAUUGACAGAGUAACUGUAAUGUUCUUCAUUAACCUUCAUGUUCUUCUUCUUCUUGUUUGUCCAACAAAAACCUGAUGAACCCUUAUUCCUUCAAAGGCAGCUGAUCUGCUUUCAGCUCAGGAACUGAUUCAAAUGAUAUUACUUCUCAUUUCAAUGAGGUUUUCUGUUUGUUUUCUAUUUCCCACAGGGUGAUAUCCAACAGCUGCUGAUCGCAUCCAACCCUCAGGCUGCUUAUGACUUCUGUGAACACUACAGCCCCGACUGUGAUUCCCCCCUACCCAAGAUCCAGUCCCAGGACCCCAACACAUACGUGAGUAACACAGCAAAACACCACAUACACUGA
Coregonus sp. 'balchen' is the source of this 3041-nucleotide messenger RNA. Lineage: Eukaryota; Metazoa; Chordata; Actinopteri; Salmoniformes; Salmonidae. The record is from the annotation of a GenBank genome assembly.